Messenger RNA from Hippopotamus amphibius kiboko, 3388 nucleotides. It is a transcript of the gene DDIAS, whose product is annotated as DNA damage induced apoptosis suppressor. The record is from RefSeq and is a predicted model, not a curated record. NCBI's taxonomy places the organism in Eukaryota, Metazoa, Chordata, Mammalia, Artiodactyla, Hippopotamidae. Gene Ontology annotation, cellular component: nucleus; cytoplasm. Gene Ontology annotation, biological process: negative regulation of intrinsic apoptotic signaling pathway in response to DNA damage. Bases 93 to 3077 code for a protein of 994 amino acids. The transcript is spliced from 5 exons.
GGUGAGGAGCUGCGGGAGGAGUUUCUCGGGGAGCAAGGACCAGAGACGCCUACCGAGACCCUUAACGUCGUUCUGAGCCACAGUGAGAACACAUGAAUAGAAGAAAAUUUCUUCUUGCCUCAGUUCUUGCCCUCCAGAAUUCGAGUUUUAUAUAUCCUUCAUGUCAAAAGUGCUUCUCUCGGAUAAUCCUGGUCUCCAAAAGGUCUAAUUGUCCAAAAUGUGGCUGUACUGGUGAAGCUGAAAAUGCCAGUUACAGAUAUAAACUUACCCUGAAAGUUGCAGAAUCAAACAAAUUAUUUGGCAUUACUGUAUUUGGAAGCUGCUUAGAUGCAUUUUUUGGUCUUACAGCUACUGGUUUGCACAGGUACAUUCAGGAUCCUAAUGAAAUUCCAGAAACACUGGACAGUGAUACAACUCAGAAACUAUUAACUAAAGCAGUUGAAACUUGCUUUGUUGGACAAAGCUUUAUUUUUGGAGUGACGAAUUUUGAAAGUCAACAUGGACACGGUUUAGGUUCCAGCAACCUCUUAGAGCGGUACCUAGACCACAAGAGAGAAGUUAAAGCGCUAGUAGCUUGCCAGAUUGCUCUACCAGACCCCAGUGUUGUAGGCUUCACUGUCAUUGACUAUUUCCAUCGGCUUUUGCAGCUUUCUGGUAUCAGGAAACUUCACUGUGGCUCCCAGGCACCUUAUAGCCACUUACUUGCUUUAGAAAAUUCAGCUAGUGGUCUCAGCAGCAUAUGUGGCCCUGACAGCAGUUCUUAUUGCUUUGAGCCCUAUGGCAGAGAUAAUUUUUCAGGAUUCUGGCAGCUAUCACUUGAACUCACUUCCAUUGUUUCACAACUAACAGAUGAUGAUGAUCUUUCAGCUUCAAAACAAAGCAAGGCCAUUGAUACUCUUCACCAGAACCAAACGUGCAUCUCCUCUGCAGAGGCCACUAAUUCCAGUAGCUGCCAUGAUACCAUUCAGGGUUCACAGAGCCUUGUUUCUUAUAUGGAUAAAAAGAGUGCAGCACAAAAGCUGGGUGAAGAACUUGGCUUACAAGCUAAUCAUCCAAGUGGAGUUCAUAGCAAUCAUCAUGAAAUUGGAGUUCCUGGCUCUAAUUUAUUCCCUUUGAAAGUGCAAGAGCCCCUUGAGCCAAGUAAUACAAAAUCCUUCCACAGUGCAAUAGAUGUUAAAAAUAUAUAUUCCCAGUGUGAGCUAACAUGUCACCAGUAUCAUGAUGUAGAUAUCCCCCCUAGCUUUCAGGAGAGAUCUAUGUGUUGUCCAGCUUCAUCACUCAGACUUGAAGAGAUAGCUGGUGGUUCCCAGGACUGUGACCCCAAGAUCUGGGAUGACCUGCCACUCUCUGAAAGCCUAAACAAAUUUCUGGCAGCUAUCGAAAGUGAGAUUGCUAUAACCCAGGCAGAUGCCAGUAGCAGGAAAUGUCAUCUAGAUAAUGACAUCAGUAAAUUACAUGCAGACCACAGCAGGUUACCUGUGACUCCACAGAGAAGUACUAGAGCCUUGCAUACACCACCUAUAGCCUUAAGAGCACCACAAGCAAUAGUCAAAGCAAACUCUAGCAAAAAUAACUUCCAUUCCAACCAUGAAGCAAAUCCAAGUCCUAGUGUUCAUAAGGAGUCACAACCAGAGUACACGGCAGAGGUUGUCUCUAUAAGUAAUAGUGAAAGAGACAUUUCUGAAAAUUUUCUACCCAGUGUGUAUCUAUCAGCUCUGUUUCCAUCUUCAAAAGGCUCAGGCACAACAGCUACUCUUAAAUCUAUUAGAAUUCCACCACAUGAGGCUGAAAUUUUGCUUAAGCACAAUACUUCAGAGACUGACCAUUCUUGUCUCCAUAGAAAAUAUUUUAAUGGAUGCAGAGAAAAAUCGCUAUCAGAAAUGAGUGAAAAGUUGACAACUUUGCGUUCUAAGAGGUACAAUAUUGUUUCCAACAUUCACAACUUAGAAAAUAAACAAUACUGUAGGCAGCCAAAGAACCAGGGUGACAGUUUGACAAUUUGCAGAAAACUCAUAUAUCCUUUAGAAGAUCUUUGCAGUACUCCAAAUAGAAGUACAACUACAUUAAAAGAAAUGCCUUUUGAACACACUGGUAAUAACCUAACCCAGAACUGUUCUGGUCAUGAAGGUGGCUACAAUGCUUCUGCUGAUCUCUUUGAUGAUAGUCCUAAAGAAAUGGACAUUGCAACAGAAAUGACCAAAAAGUCGCAGGAUAUUUUGUUACAGUGGGGAAAGUCUUUGACAGAAAGUCAGCAUACAGAAUCUGAUUUUUCACUGAGAUCACUCUCUGAAAACUGCAGCCAAUCUUCACAAAAAUUAUCCUUAGAAAAUACAUCUGCCUCUUUGUAUCCAAGAACAUGUCCCUCUCCACCUCAUUUUCAAUCAGAUUCAGAAUAUGAUUUUGAAGAAAGCCAAGACUUUGUUCCGUGUUCACAGUCAACUCCAGUUACAGGAUUCCACCAAACUAGAAUUCAUGGAAUGAAAGGAGCUUUCACAAAAUUUCCUGCCUUUUACUUGGACCUAGAUGCUAACUAUAAAAAAACAAGGAUUUCCUCUGUAAGUGAUGUACAGCAAGCCACCCCUAGCUGUCCAAAAAAUAUGAAGACACCCAGCCGGAAAUCCAGAAGCCCUAGUGUAUCUGGUAUUACACAACCAGCGGCCUCCAACAACUGUCCUGUUGCCAAGAGUCUUGAAACUGAUGUUGAUGAAUGGGUCCCUCCUACCACACAAAAAGUAUUUCCUUCAAAAGUACUUGGAUUCCGGGCCAUGGGUCUAAGGAAAUGCCCUGCUGCUUAUAAUUCUCCUGAUCAAAAAGAGUUACGGAGAAAAAAACUGAAAUAUGUCAAACAAAGAACUAAUAAAUGUUUAAUUAAGAAGGACUUAAAUUUGAAGAUUAUGCUUACAGCAGCAGAACAGAAAACUCCUGACUGUAACAGUACAAGGUCAGGCUGGAUUUUCAAAGAGUCGGUUUUGGGACUUGGUUCUUGUUCAGAAGUCAAAUGUUGCCUUCCCUGUUCAGAAAAUUGGUCACCUUCCAUGCCUGAAACUAAAAGUGCUUGGUCUCCUGAAUUGUUCUAAUAAAACGUCACCUGGACACAAUUUCUGAGCUUUUAAAGCUAAGUCUGUUUGGAAACUCUUGCCUCCAGUGUCAUGGAAGUCAUUCUUACCAUUUUGAACAUUUGAAGAGAAGCAAAUAGAUAAGAGGUGCUACUGUGCCUUUUUAAAUGAUGGGAAGCCAUUGUUUUUCCCAGUGUUUUUUUCAGAAUACUCUAAUUUCAGAUAAUUUGGCACUUUAUCUUAUAUUGUUAAUUGUACUUAAGUAAUAUUAUUAAUUUUGCUUAUUGAAAGUAUUUGUUAAAAUCACAUGAACGUUCAGAAAUAAAGCCUUU